Molecule: messenger RNA, 868 nt
Organism: Westerdykella ornata
Lineage: Eukaryota; Fungi; Ascomycota; Dothideomycetes; Pleosporales; Sporormiaceae
Exons: 2
Coding region: 125-721 (198 amino acids)
Source: RefSeq, a predicted model, not a curated record
GAUGCGCCGACGAGAGAGUGGCCGUGCUUGUCAGGCCUCUCCGACUUGUGACGAGCCGCGACGAGACUAAGUGAAUGACUGCAGCAUGAUUGCAACGCUCACGGAGAACUGGUGAAUUGUCGACAUGAUUCGGAUUCUUGUUGCACCGCCCGACGUGCGACGUGCCCUGGGCAACAUCGCCCGGUGGCAGGUCCAGCAGGCGUCUUCACUGCGAAAGGCAACCUUGGAAGAAGCAAAUAUACGUAAUAAUAAUGCAGCCCUCGCCAAUCAUAAUAUUCGACAGCUAAAAGCCAGGGCCAUACUACUUUAUGUACUGUGUACAUGGCCAUGGCCUUCACCAUCUCCGGUUCACCAUCGCGUUUCAAUCUUGCAGGUCGCUGCAACAACAGAAAAGCUCCGAGCCGCCCGCCAUCAAGGUCUUUCUAUAACUAUUAUUAAUCUCGUCAUCUCGCACGCUCCCGGGCUGCGCCACAGCCUCUCCUCUCCUCUCCCAAGCGCCAAACCUGCCGUCAUCCUGGCCAAAAAGGACCCGCCCCAACCUCUGCCCGGCCUACCGAAUAAUAAUAAUUCCCACGACUUUGCAAGCUUCAACCCUCCCCCUUCAUUAUUUACCCUGAUAGCGAACCGCUUCCCCUGCAGUCUCUGCCAACUUCCAGUCCUUCCUCCACCAAGUCGGUCGCUACCUGGUCCUGCCUCCCCUCUCCGCCUACACUGUCGCUGACCUCCGACCUUCCCCAACGCCAUCCAGCCCUUCACCAACCCCAACUUCACUCGGCCCCUCGCCCCCCUCUCGCACCCAUUGACGUCCGCCGAGUCCUCCUCCCACGUCUCCCCCAUCCUCCUCUUACCCGCCUCCUCCAAAUUUGCC